Molecule: messenger RNA, 972 nt
Organism: Pedinophyceae sp. YPF-701
Lineage: Eukaryota; Viridiplantae; Chlorophyta; Pedinophyceae
Source: the annotation of a GenBank genome assembly
AUGCCUCUGACCUUGAGCGCGGCGCCAGCGCGCGCAUCGUGCGGCGCGGGGCGUGUGCCAGGCGCGGUGCCGGCGCGGCCGCACGCCCGCUCCCACACCGUGAAUGCGCGGAAGUAUGCGAAGGGUGCGGGGGCUGCGGCAGCCCGGCGGGCCGGCCGGUUCGUGGCCUGCCGUGCGCAGGAGAGCGGGUCGGCUGGGGGCCCGGAUGAGGAGAAGCUCAAGCAGCUCAUGGCGCUGGACCAGCUCAUCGACCUCCUGAUGGCUGCGAAGACCUCCGACGAGCUCGCGAAGCUCGUCGGCGAGAACAUCCUGUCCUUCGACCAGAAUCUCUGGAUGCGCAUCGCCGCUCGCGCAGAGACCGCGUCGUCCGAGGAGGAGCGCGCCCGUCUGUCGGACCUGGCGCGCGCGUCGAUGCUGCUCGUCGAGGCGAUGGUCAAAAACACCGAACAGACCAUGGGGCAGUCCGGCGAGGUGCUCCAGGAGGUGCUCGCGGCGGGGGCGAACGACCGCGGGGAGUGGGAGCUCCCGCUGCCCGCGGAGGCGGUCGAGAGGAUGCGCGCGGUGCUGCACGAGCGCGCGGAGGAGGGCCGCGUGGACGAGGCGAUGCUGGCGAACGGGUUCGCGUGGAUGCGCAAGGCGUCGGACGACGGGCUCGACGGCAUGGUCGCGCUCAUCCAGAAGGUGCUGCAGCUGUACGCGGCGAUGGAGCUGAGUCAGGGCGCGGGCGGCGAGGGGGCGGACGCGCUGCUGGGGGAGCUGCUCGGGGCGGAGGAGGACGCGUGGGAGCCGCGGCUGCGCGGCGCGGCGGAGGCCGGGGAGGUCACGGAGACGGCGCUGAUGGAGGCGCUGCAGCGGCGGAUGGAGGGCGCGGUGCUGAACCUGCCGAGCGGGUCGUACGCGCAGCGGAUCCAGGCCGAGUACCUGAAGGAGUUCGAGACGCGCGCGAGGGAGGUGUUCGCGUCCAUAGAGUGA